Molecule: messenger RNA, 1808 nt
Organism: Haliotis rufescens (red abalone)
Lineage: Eukaryota; Metazoa; Mollusca; Gastropoda; Lepetellida; Haliotidae
Exons: 2
Coding region: 215-1135 (306 amino acids)
Source: RefSeq, a predicted model, not a curated record
ACUGUCAUGGCGGCGGAUGGAGGGAGACGAUUCGACGUUCGGCUUGAGACGCGUUGUAAAUCCCGCCUCGAGGAAGCGCGCGUGCAGGAGCGUUAAUUUGAAGCAGUUUAUCAGCUCCAGCAACAAGUUUGCAUACGAUUAGCGUCCGAGGGAGGGGUAUAUAAGAGCCACGGCGACAGGUGGCUCGCUCUUCGGCGACAGACAGGAAGUAGCGAUGGUGGCUGGCACGAGGAAUAUGCACGUGCUGUGUGUCGUCUGCUAUCACCUGGCCGUGCUUACCCAGAAUGUGAUGGCGUACCCGACAGGUGAGUACGGCGGAAGUGAUCCCCUCGCUUACUCCCCCUCAUACGACUUCAUCGACGAAUAUCUCCGCCACAGUGACGAGGACCUCACCCCCAGCGACUCAGAACUCGGGGAUCUGAUCUGGGACCUGCUGUACCGCCCCGACCCCCAGACGCUGCCCUGGAAGAGAGAUGCUCCGGGCCUUAAGCGACAGCAAAGCUGGCCCGUCGACAACGGCAGACAGCGAUACACCUCUUACGAUAAACGGCAACAAGGUUGGUACACUGACUACGGAAAACGGCAGCAAGGAUGGCACUCGGAUUAUGGUAAACGGCAACAAGGAUGGCACUCGGAUUAUGGUAAACGGCAACAAGGAUGGCACUCGGAUUAUGGUAAACGGCAACAGGGCUGGAAUGCAGACUACGCCUCUCAAAAUGAAUACGAUGCGUCGCCUAGAGAGGUGUCUCUAAAUGACAUCUACAAUACACUGUUCCAAGGCUGGCGCCCAACAUACCGCAAACGUCAGCAGGGCUGGCACGUGGGUUAUGGGAAGAGAGAAAGCGAUGGUGACGUCAUCACGGGAUACGUUGAACCAUCAGCGUAUGAUCACAGCCUUGAGUGGGAACUGGACCUUCAGCCUUACAUCCCGAGCUUGGCCACCCUAAAUGUGCCUGUCGCCCAGAAGCAGGACGAGUCUUCUGGAUAUGAAGCUAUGGAACAGGGAGUAAGGAGGCGACAGCUGGAAUGGGACGAGAAACAAAAACGACUAUACGAGACAAAACGCCAGCAAGGGUGGCACACGCCCUAUGGCAAGCGGUUGACCAGGUGGCUCGCGCUCUACGACUCCAGGUGAAAGACCUGGUCAGUGUGGAGGACGACAUUGUUGUGGCCCACGUGUAUAUGGAGAGGGGGUCGGCUGGGGAAACAUGGGAAGGAUGUGGAUUCAACAAGGAAGGGUGUGGAUUCCAUAGGGAAGGGUAGGGAUUCAACAAAGAAUGGUAAUGAUUCAAUAAGGAAGAAUAAUGAUUCAACAUGCAUGGGUAGGGAUUCCAGAGGGGACUCCACAGGAAACAACAGAUGCAGACUUGGUGACUGUGUCAACUCUGUGAUGAACAUCAUCAAAUUUCAUAAACUUCAACAUGUUUAAUCUUGCAAUACUGCACGCAUAUCUGACGACUUUUCGCAUCUGGUGUUUGUGUCAGUCUAGCGUUCUUUAUUAUUCAUAAAACUGCCAUUGAAGUGUGUCUGUAUGUCAGCUAUCUUUUACAUCAAUAGAUAUUAUCAUACCGAGAGCAAAUGCUGUUUCAUCUUCUGUUUUGUGACACCAACAAUAUCACGGCGGGGGACACCGGAAAUGGGCCUCAGAUAUGUACAACAUAUAUGUAGAAUACAAGAGCUAUCUAAACUUUGAUAUGAAACAGGGGGCACGGGUGGCCCAGUCGUCUAAAGCGCCGCGAUUCGUUCGCAGAGUUGCGUCCCCUGGACACGCCAGAAACCUAUGAUUGUGGGUUCGAAUACCGGUUCAC